Cynara cardunculus var. scolymus (artichoke) is the source of this 3019-nucleotide messenger RNA. RefSeq lists its product as uncharacterized. Gene Ontology annotation, cellular component: mRNA cleavage and polyadenylation specificity factor complex. Gene Ontology annotation, biological process: mRNA alternative polyadenylation. Gene Ontology annotation, molecular function: mRNA binding. Lineage: Eukaryota; Viridiplantae; Streptophyta; Magnoliopsida; Asterales; Asteraceae. The coding region runs from base 152 to 2335 and encodes 727 amino acids. The record is from RefSeq and is a predicted model, not a curated record. The transcript has 3 exons.
UAAUAAAUUUUAGGGUUUUAGUGUCAAAGUCUCUGUCGAUCCAUUUCUUUCACGCAAGCAUAUUGUGUUCAGGUUCAUGGAGUUUCUGAAUACGAGUUUGUUAGAAUAUAGAAGGGAAACAAAGCCCUAGGAAACUUAGGAGUUGGAAAUCAUGGAUCAAAACGAAUCCCAUGGCGGUGGAGAUGCAAACGAGCAAUUCCAUCAGAACGAAGCUAUUUCUGCGGUUGUCGAUGAGGGUUUUCUAGGGGAAGAUGAUGAUGAUUACGAAGAUCUUUAUAACGAUGUUAAUGUUGGCGAGGGUUUUCUUCAAUCUCUUCGGAAGAACGAGGAUUUAGGGUUUAAGAACGAGGAAGAAGUUGAGAAGAAUAAGUCGGAGCCGGUACCUCAGCCGGUGCAGCAUCCACAAGCGGUGGAUGAUGGCGCUGUUGGAGGUGGUGGUGAGAGCAAGUUUGAGAGCAACGAUGGUGUUUCUAGUAGAGUAGAGGCGAAUUCGAAUGUUGGGUUAGGAGUAAAUGAAAUGGGAGGGAUGGGAUCUGGUGGACCAGUGGGUGGUGGGCUUAGAGUUGAAUUAGGGCAGUCCUUGGCUAAAGUAGGUGAAGUAGAAAGUCGGACUGUGAGUAACAACGGCAUGCCGAACAUAGGGAUGGGACAACAACAGCCUCAUCAUGUUGGGACUGUGGGGAGUACAGGAAAUAUGGGGAGUUUAGGGAAUGCUGGUGGUGAUAGUUUAGUUGGACAAGGCAGUGGGAACGUCAAUGGUUCCGGAGGAAAUGUUUUUGGUAAUGGUGGUGGUGGUGGGGGAAUGAGCAUGGGUGGUGGAGGUGGCGGCGGUGUUGGUGGUGGGGGUGCAGGUGGAGGAACAAUUCUCUUUGUGGGAGAUUUACAUUGGUGGACAACUGAUGCUGAGCUUGAGUUGGAACUUUGCAAGUAUGGGCAUGUGAAGGAGGUGAAAUUCUUUGAUGAGAAGGCUAGCGGAAAAUCAAAAGGUUACUGCCAAGUUGAGUUUUAUGAUCCUUCUGCUGCUACAUCUUGCAAGGAGGGAAUGAAUGGGCAUGUGUUCAAUGGUCGUCCCUGUGUUGUUGCAUAUGCUUCACCUUAUAGCGUAAAAAGAAUGGGAGAAGCACAGGUGAAUAGAAACCAGCAAAUGGCUCAGUCUUCCGUGUCUCAAGCCAAGAGGGGCCCUGGAGAUGCUCCUGCUAAACCAGCGGGUAACAAUAUGUCUGCUGGUGGGAAUUUCCAAGGUAGUGGUGGGAAUUAUCAAGGUGGGGGCGACAACAGAGGGUUUGGAAGAGGAAACUGGGGUAGAGGUAAUGCUCAAGGGAUGGGAGGUCGGGGGCCAGGUAGGGGUGGUGGAAUGGGUGGACGUGGUGGGAUGGGCGGGCGUGGUAUGAUGGGGAAUGGUGGAAAUGCAUUCGGCCAGGGUAUGGGUGGACCGCCACCUAUGUUGCAUCCCCAGUCGAUGAUGGGUCAGGGGUUUGAUCCUUCUUUUGGAGGCCCAAUGGGCCGAAUGGGAAGUUAUGGAGGUUUUCCUGGUGGUCCAACGCCACCCUUUUCAGGUAUGCUGCCUUCCUUUCCGCCUGUCGGUAAUGUAGGCUUGCCUGGAUUGGCUCCACAUGUGAACCCGGCGUUUUUUGGGAGAGGGAUGCCCAUGAAUGGGAUGGGUAUGAUGCCAACAGGUGGUGUUGAUGGACCCAACAUGGGAAUGUGGUCAGAUCCUAAUAUGCCUGGAUGGGCUGGUGAUGAGCAUGGUGGCAGAGUAGGGGAGUCCAGUUACGGAGAAGAAGCCGUGUCUGAUCAGCAAUAUGGAGAAGGUAGCCAUGAUAGAGGAGCUUGGCCGAAUGCUGCAAAGGAAAAAGAUAGAGGGGUAGAGAGGGACUGGUCUGGGACUUCUGAUAGAAGAAUUAGAGAUGAUAGAGAACCUGGGUAUGAGAGGGAUGUGCCAAGAGAAAAAGAUGCGGUUCAUGAAGAAGAGUGGCCUGAAAGAAGGCAUCGAGAUGAGAGGGAAGGUGGAAGAGAUCGAGAAAGGGACCGGGACCGGGACCGGGACCGUGAGCGUGAUCGUGAAAGAUCUCGUGACCGCGAACGUGAAAGAUCUCGAGAUCGUGAGCGUGAUCGUGACAGGGAACGUGGCAGGGACCGUCAUAGGGAUGAAAGGGACAGAUAUGCUGAUCAUCACAAAUAUAGGGAAGUUGAACCAGAAUAUGAUGAUGAGUGGGAUCGGGGGCGGUCAUCACGAACCCAUGGAAAAUCAAGAUUGUCUCAAGAGGAUGAGCAAAGGUCUACUAGAUCUAGGGAUGCCGAAUAUGGGAAGAGGCGGCGUGUAACUGCAGAAUAACAUUGUGCGGCGCUGGUUCAUUUUACAAGUAAUCACAUCCAGAAAUCAUAAGCUCAAGCUUCUUUAUUUGUGGUUUUGUCGCUCUCAGGUGGACUCUCUCUGAACUUACUGACAAUGGUUCUCUAUAUCAAGUUGACGAACAAGGUUUUCUAAUGGUCUGAUAGGGAACGAAAGGUGUUCAGAGUGGAGGCUUUGCUUUUGAGAUGCGGAAGAGCCUUUGGGGCUUGGGCUACGGAUUUACAUUCCUCCUUGCUGAUGAUUUACAAGUGAAACUAUUGUUAGUUGUUAAGAGUUUGUUUGGAAUUGCUGUUUAUGUACUUGAAACUAUGUUGUGGUGGAUUAACACAUAUAGACUUAACUACUGUGUUUGAAUGUGAGAUCCAUGUAUUAGGAUUUUUUCUACUUUUUAUGUGUUGGGAGGAUUGACUACUAUGCCUCCUUUCUUUUUGGUUUUUAGUUGUCGUUACGCGUAUUUUUUUGUUGUAUGUAUCUUUUUAUCUUGUAUUCUCUUGCUGUAUAUGUAUAAGUAUCUGUAUGUAUAUAUCGUGUUGCCGUUUGUGGCGUGUAGGUCGGUAGAGUUGAGACUAACUGCUUGAAAUUGUAGAUAUGUUCGUCGGAUCCUUGAGUUGUACAUUUGAUAGACUGUAGUUCUUGGUUUUAAAUGAUCAAGUGAUUGUUGGGUUA